Molecule: messenger RNA, 1205 nt
Organism: Acanthoscelides obtectus
Lineage: Eukaryota; Metazoa; Arthropoda; Insecta; Coleoptera; Chrysomelidae
Source: the annotation of a GenBank genome assembly
CCACUAUUCCGAAGCGUAUAACACCGAAUGAAAAGCUGGGGAUUUGAAAAAUGAGUAGCUUAGGUGCAUGACAUUCUAGAGCUUUGGAACGGUGGAACGACUGGCGAUACGGCCCUUACCAUCUCAAAUACCGGACCCCUACAACCUGCAAGAAACAGCCUAGGACUUGACAGGUCACAUGACGCUCAUGCAAAUCGGUUGACAGUUAGCUUAACCUCAAAGAUAGUGAAAAAAUAGUAAAUAUCAAAUAAUGUCCACGGCCUGCAGGAAUUUGAAGAAACUAACAUUAUUUAAACAUAUUCACAGCUUCAGUGCACUUAUAGAGGCCUCCAGCAACGUGAAAUAUGGGGUGUUACAAAAGACUGUACAUUACAGAAAAUGCAGCACAAAUAAUAAUAAAAAACCCUUUAGCAGGCCGUCCAGCGAAGAAAAACCAAUUUUUGAGCGGCCUCGAGCCCCAGGCACUGGUAUUGGACCAAUAUCUUGGCGUAAUUUAGCAAUAACUUCAGCAAUAGGCGGCAGUUUACUUGCAUUUAUGUGGUAUUUAAAAAAGGAAAAAGAAGAAGCACAAUUGCGAGAGAGAAAGCGUAUGCUGGGGAAGGCUGCAAUAGGUGGUAAAUUUGAGUUAAUUGACAGUACAGGAAAGCCGAGGUCAAGUGAUGAAUUUCUUGGACAGUGGAUUUUGAUUUAUUUUGGAUUCACUCACUGUCCUGAUAUUUGUCCAGAUGAGCUGGAAAAAAUGGCUGAAGUGAUAAAUACAUUAGAUAACUCAACAGAAAUGCCCAAAAUCCAACCAAUCUUCAUAUCUGUUGACCCAAAUCGUGACAAGCCUGAAAUAGUGGGAAGGUAUUGUGCAGAAUUCAGCCCAAGGCUGUUGGGGCUAACAGGAACUGAAGAGCAAGUAGCAAAGGCAUGCAAAGCUUAUAGGGUUUAUUUUAGUGCUGGACCAAAAGAUAAAGACGAAGAUUAUAUUGUGGACCACACGAUAAUAAUGUACUUGGUGAACCCCGACGGAGAAUUUGUCGACUAUUUUGGACAAAACCGAUCCGCUUCAGACAUUGCUACGUCGAUACGCGUGAACGUAAUAAAGUACGAUCAAAUGAAUAAGAAGAGCUUGUUGUUCUGAACUAAAUCUGUUGAAACCUCUUAAUUGAUUUUAAUACUGUGCUAUUAUGUUUAAUAAAUUGUCAUUUGUAUUUCCCUCA